AUGACUGAAGCACUCUUGUGCGUCCUACACUCAGCGCGUGAUGAGGACGGACAAGAUGGAUGCUUAUCAGUUUACUACAAAAAUGGAAGUCCAUUUCUUUCAUUCUGCAAAUAUUCACUUCAAAAUAGUACAAUUCAAACACUUCCUUUCACAUCAAUUACGAAUAUUGUAACGAAAAUCGACGAGUCAUCAAAAAUAAAUAUCGUAACUAAUGGACAACCAGUUCCAACGAUUUAUUUUCUAAAAUCAAUUCAUGAUGUUUACACAUUUUUCCAAAUUCUAGUUGCAAAUGGUAUCAUUAUGGCAUCGCCAGAUGAUUCAGAAGUGUGGAUUCCUGCUCAGGGCUCCAGACCAUCAGAUCCUGUUGAUUGGAUCCUUCAGCAUUCAUAUUUAGUCAAUCCAGCGCAAUUUCAUUACAAUUCUAAGCCUCCUUAUAAUCUUUCCGUUAUCGGAACAAGCUUUACUUUAUCUUCUCAUCGCGAAAUUUUAAAAUCAUUGAUUCAAACAGGAAAAGAUUCAGACGACUACAAACUAUUCAAUUCAGAAAUCGAUAAAAACAUAUUUAUUUCGCUUGCAACACCAAAGAAAAUCGAAGAAUACUUAAAUGUCAGAGGCCAAUGGGAAUGCCGCAUUGCACAUCAGUUUAAAGGUCGUUCCAAGCUUAAUUCUGACCUUGACAAGCUUUCCAAAGACUUAAUACGUAUUUCUUCCGAAACAAAAGUAUUAAAAUUGAUUUACAACGUUUUAUCAACAUUAAUGAUAUUCGCACCUGAUCUAGGUUACGCACAAGGCAUGACAGACAUAUGCAUGAUCCUUAUUAACCUAAUUUUCGGAUCAGAUAUUGAAUGUGACGAUAAAUCACAAUCAAUUGUCUUUUGGUCUAUGCACAUGAUUAUGUUUGAAUACGGUCAAUCCAAAUGGUACAUCAAUACUGAGAAUUCCACACUUUAUUUGACAGAUGACAUAAAUUUUGUUUUGAGUGCCAUUUAUCCUGCCGUUGCCACUUACGUUAGCUUCAACAACUACGAGGUAUUCAAGCACAUCACACCAUGCAUGUUUACAAUGAUGGCAAGGACAUUAGGAGAAGAUUUGUUGGAAAAAAUUUUUCCUAUAUUGAUAAAAUACAAAUCUGUCAACAAAAUCUAUACUUGUAUACUCAUUACCAUCUUCAUUUUGGAGUUUCCUAACAUGAUUAAGCGAAGUGUUCCCGAUAUCAUCCAAAUUUCGAACUUGGCAUGCGAAAAAUACGAAAUCAAGGACAUGGAAGAGUUUCUAAGCAUUGCUUCUUCUAUAUUCAACAGAGUUCCUGAAGAUGAACUCGAUCAGGAACCAAUGUACUUCAAAUUCGAACUCUUCAAGCCAUUAGAGUUCAAAUAA
Molecule: messenger RNA, 1377 nt
Organism: Trichomonas vaginalis G3
Lineage: Eukaryota; Parabasalia; Trichomonadida; Trichomonadidae
Product: Rab-GTPase-TBC domain family
Exons: 1
Coding region: 1-1377 (458 amino acids)
Source: RefSeq, a predicted model, not a curated record